Actinia tenebrosa (Australian red waratah sea anemone) is the source of this 4293-nucleotide messenger RNA. RefSeq names its product WD repeat-containing protein 7. The record is from RefSeq and is a predicted model, not a curated record. NCBI's taxonomy places the organism in Eukaryota, Metazoa, Cnidaria, Anthozoa, Actiniaria, Actiniidae. Gene Ontology annotation, cellular component: cytoplasm. Gene Ontology annotation, molecular function: protein binding.
AUGUCUUCCUCUUCAGUUGUUCCUGUUGUUUUGUGGGGAUCUUCGCCUCCAACUCACUGUAUAUCACGCAUAACCACCACAUACGACCAGAAGGCGAUUAUAACAGGGUCUACUGACGGUCAACUUGGGGUCUGGGAUCUGCGAUUUAACGAUCAAGGAGAAAUAAAUGUUGUUCCAAGGAAUCUUAUCUUUGCUCAUUCAGCAAAGGUCACAGCUCUUGCUCGAGCGAGUGAUGGAUGGGAUAACAAGUCCAGUAUAGUUAGUGCUGCAGAAAAUGGUGAGCUGUGCUUAUGGGAUACAGAUGAUGGUCUUUGCAUCCAGACGAACAUCAUCAAUGGAAUUCAUGUCAGCCUUCAUUCUUUCCAGGUACAGUCUGGUAAUUCUAAAGAAUGGAGAAUAGUGUGCCAUGGCAGUUAUCCUGAGAUUUAUGUCUUGGAUGCCGUAUCACUAGAGGUUUUGUACACACUCCGUUCUUCUUCACACUCCAAUUGGAUCAGUGCUGUCUGUGUGGUGCGACCAGCAAGACGUCAAGAGGAUGUCGUUGUUGGUGUAUCCUUGUCUGGUUUCCUGGCCAUAUGGACACUAAAGAGCACUAUCGAUUCAAAGUACUCGGAACCAGCAUAUGAACAAGAACUCAAGCAAGUUGGAAAUUUCAAAACAUCAACGAUCUGCUGCAAUCCAUUUACACAAAGGACAAUACUGGUGGUGUGUUGUACCCACUGGCUGCUCUAUGAUGCCAGCGACUUCAAGUUUCUCACCACCGUGUCAUGUCUGCAAGGAAAAAAGUGGCUGGGUGGGGAUUUUGUUGCCGCUGACUGUGUCAUGGUUUGGUGUAAAGAUGGUACAAGUUAUCUUUACAAGCUUCCUUUGCUUUGUUGUCCUGGACUUGUGGAGACAGGUACAGGUAACCCAUUCGUUAACCCAACAGUGAUCCAGAUCUACCAACCAUCAAACCCAGACCAGACCAACAUAGAAAAUAGUGACCGUGUCAUGUUCUUCUCGUACGGCAGAAGAGAACCAUUCUAUAAACUGGUUCUGAAGGGAAACUCUAAUGGAAGCAUCACAGUGUGGAAAAUUGAUGGUGAAAUGUUGAAAACAAAAAACUUAGAAGCAAAGACUACAGGUACCCCACCGACACUGGAAUGCCGUAUACAAGAUUGUUGGGACACGUUCUGCACACCCUGUGGACUCAUUGACUCACUGAACGGUGAGGAUAACGGAAUACCUGUCACGACCAGCCUGUAUCUACCUUUACAGGGACGUAUUGUAUGUGGACGUGAGGACGGGUCGAUUGUUAUCAUAUCGGCUGCUAAGGCUGCUAUCACUCAGCUGUUCAGGAUCAAGAGAAACAGAGAAUCACCAGUGUGGCCAUCACAUCGUAUACUAACGGGUCAUCGUGGCCGGGUCACGUGUCUCCUGUACCCCCGAGAUGAAGACAAGCGUUAUGAUAAACACUAUCUUGUUUCCGGGGGGGUCGACUUCUCGGUCAAGCUGUGGGACAUUUACAGCGGCGAUCUGCUUUGCACAUUUAGUCCCCAUGGAGGAGAGAUCUUGCGAUUAAUCUGCACCCCCCCGGAUUGUAGCAAUCGCGUGCAGUACUGUAUUUGUACAGUAGCCGCUGACCACUCGGUCGCUUUGCUCAACCUACGAGAGCGGAAGUCUAUCAUGGUCGCUUCGAUACACACGUUUCCGGUGGAGAUUAUCAAAUGGCGGGCUUUGGAUGACUUUCUUGUUGUUGGAUGUUCGGAUGGCUCGGUAUACGUCUGGCAGAUGGAGACUGGCCAUCUCGAUAGACGCGUUAAUGGUCAAGUAGCUCUUGACAUCCUCUCCGCAUGCGAUGACGAAGAAAACAGCCCAGUCUCCUCAACCACUGUCCCGUCCAAAUCCAAAGGAGGAGCCCUAGGUAAGAAACUUAGCAACCUCACCUCAAAUCUCCCGACCCAGGCUGCGACGGCUGCCGUCAAGAAGCUUAAAACCAAAGCAGGGAUUUCAUCAUCUAGUUCUUCAGCGACUUUAAAGACGCAGGACGGGGAUACGGUGGUUGGUACGGGGUUUGUGCCGCUUAAGGUGCUGUCUACCAAGGCUGCAGUGAGUGAUGCAGAGAUUCACGUGAUGCUGUUUGAUACAGAGGCGCUCAUUUGUCAUCUGAUGAAAGAGGAGAAUUCCUUGUUAUCGAAAAAGCCAAGUGAAAGCAAACGAAAGACAAAUCUCUCCAUGCAGCCAGUUGAUGAGACACUAGAUGUUGCACAGCUCAUGAUCUCGGCUCUACAUUCUUGGGGACUGGACUCUAGUAUGGAUGAAGUAUGCGUGGAACGCCUGGGACUUCUGAGACCGACAAAGCCAAUCUCGUUUGGCCUCAUGACACGGGGCGGAAGACUUUCCCUAAUGUUCCCAGGCUGGUAUGGUGAAGAAUCGAACGAAGAACCGAAAAUUUCCGAAUCCAUGCCGAGACUACUCGCCGAAGAAAUUGUUCGUAAGCGCCGAACGUCGUCGAACGUUUCCGAAGACAAGUUUUCGCAUUCUCGUUGGCAGUUGUCAUCGGCUCUGACGACGCUACACCUUGUGGGACUCGUGUCGGUAGCAAAUACCUUGAUGAGCAUGAACCAGGUCAGUUUUAUUACGUCAGAGAAGCGCCUUGCCCUUCUGACCAACGCCAGCCGUGAUAUCCCAAUGUCCUCUUCGAGCUAUGAAGACGAUAAUGAAGGAAUCCCAAGAUCCGCGUCCAAAGACUCUGACGUCCAACUAGCAAUGAAUCAUCGCGCGCAUAUUAAAGCUGGGUGGAGUCAGCUGGCUGCCUUACAUUGUUGCUUGCUGGCGGAUUUGUUGAGAGUACCUUCGUAUAAGCCUCCAUUACUUCAUCUCUUAGCGCGACGAUGGCAAGACAGAUGCUUGGAGGUGCGUGAAGCAGCUCAGGCCAUUCUUCUUGCAGAGCUCCGGAGAAUUGGUUUCGAGUGUCGAAAAAAGGUCGUCGAGACCUGGGCUCCACAACUACCUAAAAAGUUAGAAGACCCAAGCGUUGCAGGGUCUGCAUCCGAGUCCACAUUAGACCCUAAUCUAUCAGCACCUAUGAGCCCCCAGCUUUUUGGUCCCGGAGUAGAACGUCUGGAGUCUUAUGAAGACGAGGUGAUUUUCCCAAGUGAUGAUGUCAGCACUGUCUUGUCCAGCGUCAAGAAGCUUCUUCAAUAUGACAUGCGCCGUCGCCAGGCAACAGCUAUUGUUUUGAUGGGUGUGAUUGGCGCAGAGUUUCAAGGAGAAGUGGAGGUGUACGAGAAGCGAAAUGGCGGGAAUUCUAAAGCCAAGGCCCGUAAAGGGAACGAAACUGAAGCCUCCAUCAUGGAUUAUAACACCGUACGACACACGGGUAAAGCUUUAAUGUACCUUCUACUCAAGACUCCUUCCUCCAAACAAACCGCUCACACGUCAGUCAGAAGAGCAGCUAUCGAUCUGAUUGGUCGAGGAUUCACAAUAUGGGAACCAUAUAUGGAUGUGUCAGCGGUAUUACUUGCACUCUUGGAGCUAUCCGCUGACGAUAAAUACCGCGAUCUCUCAUUCAAGAAAGGAUUACCGCUGUCCCCUGCUGCAGACACUCGUCGCUCUGCUAGGCAUGCGCUGUCGCUAAUAGCAACGGCAAGACCAUCAGUAUUUAUCGCUACAAUUGCUAAAGAGGUUGCUCGAAGUGUUUCUACGUUAUCUUCGAUGUCAUUCAACCAACCCUCCCCAUCAGCCAUUUCGGUAUACAGCCACGUUCGUCACCAGCCCUCCCAGAAUGCUGAAGUCCAGACGACAUCAGUGUUAAACAGGUCCAAACGUGAAAUACUGAGAAUUAUUGACCUUAUGAUUGAGAAGACACAACAGGAGGUUGUGGACUUGUUAACAGAUGUUGUAGAUGUUGUCGCAUAUUGUUUGGACCAAAAAAGUAUUAAAGAAAGAGGACUGACUGAGCUAUUCCCAGGGCUUUGCAGGUUCAAUAUGGUGAGCUAUUCACAUCAGUCACGUCGCUUAGCUGUUGGUGCAAAGACUGGACAGAUUGCCCUGUAUGACCUUCGUUCUUCAAGAUGCCAGAUGGUUAAUGCCCACAAGUCUCCAGUAAUAGCUCUAUCUUUCUCCCCUGACGAUAAGGUCCUUGCCUCCUACAGCUAUGGAGACUCUGCCAUCUGUUUCUGGCAGGUAUGUGAAAACUGGGCUUCCUGUGUAUUAGGAUCUAGGCCUCCUAUACUAGUCACUACUGGUCACACCAGAGGAAGCCCAAUUUAGAUUAAAAUGUUACCCUAAUGUUAAAUUCUUGCCAAUCCA